This is a messenger RNA of Phytophthora sojae, 399 nucleotides long. RefSeq lists its product as hypothetical. The record is from RefSeq and is a predicted model, not a curated record. The coding region runs from base 1 to 399 and encodes 132 amino acids. The transcript is spliced from 3 exons. Lineage: Eukaryota; Oomycota; Peronosporomycetes; Peronosporales; Peronosporaceae.
AUGCAUUCAACCUUGCCCGUCUCAACAUCCAUGUUGAAGACGUUGAUUGUAGGUGAUCUCCUUGUACGAACAGUACUGCUUGAAGGCUUGUUUCACCAGAGCCUGGAUUCUGCGAGGAUCCUUCUUGGCUCCCUCCUGCUUGUGAUAAGCAAUGCAGUGGAAGACACACUCGUUGUUCGUCUUGGGGAAGUUGAUGACGUGCUUGUUAUUACGAAUCGCCUUAGGAAUGACAGCCUCGCUAUCACCCAGAGCAUGGUCGCGUUGGUAGAUAUAGAUUUUGAAGCCACCAACUCCAUGGAGCGAAUCUCCGAGAUCACCUUCUUACGAAUAUUAGCCUUGCUGUUGAUAGCUACAGGAGUGCUAAAUACAGACGUGUUGCUAAUAUUCGGGUGGAAGUAG